UAGUCAAUGAGCGCGACACGUCGUCAACAACGUCACAAGCUAUUAGGACAAAAAAAAUAAAGGAUUGAAACACCGAUUACUGAUUCUUUGUCUUGUGAUGACCGUGCAGAAAAAAAAAGAGGGGGGGGGGAGUACAGUGGAGGAGAACGGAAUGAUGGCAAACUCUAAUUUAUUGGGGGGAGGAGCUCUUUUUUUUGAUCAUUCAAAAAGAGUUUGGAAACAACCACGGGGUCAUUGGGAGAAGGAGGGGAACCCGAUAAAGCCAAAAAGGAAUUUUUAAAGCUCCUCUCCCCGCCUUUUGUUACUUCUAAUAUCACACAAUGCUUGCUUCUAUUCCUAUACAACCUAGUCAACGAUAUCAAAGCAUGGAUUGGCCAUUAAAUGAAUUAGAAGAAAAUAUGAUGACACUAGCAACAAGUUCACAGAUCAAAGUGACGACCGCUUGGCAUCAGCAUAAACUUGUCUCUUCCGCUGUGCGUUGUGAGGCUUGUCAUCGAAAAUUUCAUUCAGUUGGCAAUCUUGCCAAUCAUCAACAACUCUAUCAACAUUAAAAUUCAUCAUAUAUUCCCCCCACCCAUUCUUAUUUAUCUCUUUAUAAAAAUUACAUCCCCCCCCAUUGUACAUAGUUACCAAAAUAAAAAAAUAUUAAAAAU
Molecule: messenger RNA, 653 nt
Organism: Mucor mucedo
Lineage: Eukaryota; Fungi; Mucoromycota; Mucoromycetes; Mucorales; Mucoraceae
Exons: 2
Coding region: 321-551 (76 amino acids)
Source: RefSeq, a predicted model, not a curated record